Messenger RNA from Aureobasidium namibiae CBS 147.97, 1377 nucleotides. RefSeq names its product nicotinate phosphoribosyltransferase. NCBI's taxonomy places the organism in Eukaryota, Fungi, Ascomycota, Dothideomycetes, Dothideales, Saccotheciaceae. Gene Ontology annotation, biological process: NAD+ biosynthetic process. Bases 1 to 1377 code for a protein of 458 amino acids. Gene Ontology annotation, molecular function: nicotinate phosphoribosyltransferase activity. The transcript is spliced from 2 exons. The record is from RefSeq and is a predicted model, not a curated record.
AUGACGGACUCCGGCGAACUGCCCGAGGGCAUUGGAUCUUUGCUCGACACGGAUCUUUACAAGCUUACCAUGCAAUGUGCCGUUCUGAAGUACUUCCCCAACAUUGAGGUAACUUACAGGUUUACCAACCGCACCGCCGAACUCAAACUCAACCGCCAGGCCUACCACUGGCUCCAGGCCCAAAUUGCCCAGCUCGCCAACAUUCGCGUCACAGAUAAAGAGAUUGACUACCUCACCGAACACUGCUCUUAUCUCACCCCGGAAUACCUGAAGUUCUUGCGCACCUUCUCCCUCCACCCCGAGGAACAGGUCGAACUCUCUUUCCAGCCGUCCACUCCCAUCGACAACGAGUCCGUGUCAGAUGAGGGUGACAUUGCCCUGUUUGUGAAGGGUCGCUGGUUGGACACUAUACUCUACGAGAUCCCACUGCUUGCUCUUGUGUCCGAGGCAUACUUCAAGUUCUGCGACACGGAUUGGGAUCAUGAAGGACAGGUCGACAAGGCAUAUGAGAAGGGUCUUCGUUUGCUUGAGGCUGGAUGCUCAUUCUCCGAGUUUGGCAGCAGAAGAAGAAGGGAUUACAAGACUCACGACAUGGUCAUGCAAGGAUUGCAACAGGCAAAAGAUGAAGCGACCAAGCGCAGCUUCCCUGGAAAGUGGGCCGGCACCAGCAACGUACACAUGGCCAUGAAGCACAACAUGUCUCCUAUAGGGACCGUGGCUCACGAGUGGUUCAUGGGUAUCGCUGCCAUCACUGACAACUACACAAAAGCCAAUGAGACAGCAUUGCAAUACUGGAGUGGCACUUUCGGCCGCGGAGUGCUGAGCAUCGCUCUCACUGACACAUUCGGUACACCUGAUUUCCUAAAAGCCUUCAAGAGACCCGCGCCACCAGGCCACUCUCGCGACCCCAGUCUGGACAAGCCAAACCCAAGCUUUGCCGAAGUAUACACUGGAACACGACAAGACUCGGGUGAUCCAUUCGAGUUCAUCAAGAGAAUGCGCGACUUCUACGACGAGCAGAACAUCACAGUACCCAAGACGAUUGUGUUUUCGGAUUCGCUGAAUGUGGACCGCUGCAUCGAGUACAUGCAUGCCACUCAAGCAGUCAAGCUGGUGCCUAGCUUUGGUGUGGGAACUUUCUUCACCAACGACUUCAGCAAGAAGAGCUCUGGCGAGAAGAGCGUGCCGCUCAACAUUGUCAUCAAGCUGUUCGAGGCGGAUGGACGGCCGUGCAUCAAGAUCAGCGACAAUCUGGGCAAGAACAUGGGUGAUUCGGAGCUGGUGGCAAAGGUCAAGCACGAGUUGGGUUAUGUCGAGAAGUCUUGGUCAGGAGGCGACGAGACGAAGCGAUGGGGAAGCGCAAAGUCAAGCGCUUGA